UUGUUCCAUUUUUUAUUUGGAUACGGAGAUUUUGUAUUCGAAUGUUGGAAACUAAGGUGUCUAACUCCCGGUCUGGGUUGUCCCAGUCCGGAUCCUCUCAAUCGAAGUCCAAGUCUAGAUCGAUGUCUAGAUGCGGAACACCCGUUGAUGAAGGAGCCCCAAAUGACGGUGUUGAAUCUACUAGCAUUGGUAAACAAACACCCCCAUCAAUGAAUGAAUCUACUAGCAGUGAUAAACAAACACCCCCACCAAUGAAGGAAUCUACUAGCAGUGAUAAACAAACACCCCCACCAAAGAAUUGGGGUCCGUCGUCCAUGAUAAUGAAAAUUGUGGAUGCCAUCAACACCAUCCAGGACAAAAAGGGAACAUCUGCCCAGGCAAUUCGAAAAUACAUUACCACUACCACCAUGGCAGAUGUGCCUCCACAACUGCUGAAAGGGCAGAUAAGAAAAGCUCUCAGGGAAGGCCUGAAUGAUAAAAUUUUGACUCGACCGACAGGUACAAAAUCCAAUAGUGGCACUGGCAGUUAUCGUCUUUUUUUUCGCAAGUCCGUUGAAGGAAACGAUAAGCAUUGUGGAAAAGGUGGACGAGGCAGUAAAGGUAAAAAAGGUGGUAAAGGUGGAACAAGUGGUGGUAAAGGUGAAAAAGGUGCUAGAGGUGCUCGUCAAAAAAGUAAAUCUAGCAGCCGAAAAGGAAAAGGACGAAGGAAAUCUCAAUCUAAAAAGGUAUCCCGACCUAGAUCUCCAUCCCGAUGUCGAUCAAAAGGUAGUCGACCAAAAGGUGGUGGAUUAAAAGGCCGCACCAAGUCUAGACAAGGAGGAUCUCGAAAUAAAUCUAAAUCUAGAAGUAGCCGGUCCGGAAAAGGCCGAUCCGGAUGUGCACCAAAAGGUGCAUCAAAAGGUAGAUCACAGAAGAAAUCACAAGGAUCUCGACUUAGAUCUAAAUCUAGAAGCCAGUCCAAACCUCGCCGAUCAGGACGAACCAGACAUGCUUUAAAAGGUAAAUCGCGGAGUAAACCGCUAGGAUCUAAAUCUGGAAGGAGCCGAUCCAAACUCUGCCGAUCCCGACGUGCAUCAACAGGUAGAUCGCGGAGUAAAUCGCUAGGAUCUAAAUCUGGAAGGAGCCGAUCCAGACUCAGCCGAUCCCGACAUGCAUCAAAAGGUAGAUCGAAAAGUAAAGUGCUAGGAUCUAAAUCUAAAAAAAGCCAGUCCGGACGUUGCCAAUCCCAACGUGCAUCAAAAGGUAGAUCACGGAGUAAAUCACAAGGAUCUCGACUUGGAUCUAAAUCUAGAAGCCAGUCCAAAGCUCGUCGACCAGGACGAACCCGACAUACUUUAAAAAGUAAAUUGCGAAGUAAACCACUAGGAUCUAAAUCUGGAAGGAGCCGAUCCAAACUCGGCCGAUCCCGACGUGCAUCAACAGGUAGAUCGCGGAGUAAAUCACUAGGAUCUAAAUCUGGAAGGAGCCGAUCCAGACUCGGCCGAUCCCGACGUGCAGUAAAAGGUAGAUCGAAGAGUAAAUCGGUAGGAUCUAAAUCUAAAAAAAGCCAGUCUGGACGUUGUCAAUCCCAACGUGCAUCAAAAGGUAGAUCACAGAAGAAAUCACAAGCAUCUCGACUUAGAUCUAAAUCUAGAAGCCAGUCCAAACCUCGCCGAUCAGGACGAACCAGACAUGCAUUAAAAGGUAGAUCACGGAGCAAAUCGCUAGGAUCUAAAUCUGGAAGGAGCCGAUCCAGACUCAGCCGAUCCCAAAAUGCAUCAAAAGGUAGGUCGCGGAGUAAAUCGCUAGGAUCUAAAUCUGGAAAAAGCCAGUCCGGACGUUGCCAAUCCCGACGUGCAUCAAAAGGUAGAUUGAAGAGCAAAUCGCAAGGGGCUCGACUUGGAUCUAAAUCUAGAAGCCAGUCCAAACGAGGUGUAUCAAAAGGUGCAUCAAAAAGUGUAUCAAGAAGUGUAUCAAAACAACGAAAACGACGAGCAACACGCAGUGACGAUGACGGAGCAGUUCAACCAAAGCGUCGACGCCUUUCGUCAUCGAAGGGAUGCAAAGAGUCAAAGGGAUCCAAGAAAUCUAAGGGAUCCAAAAAAUCUAAGGGAUCCAAAAAAUCCAAAGAAUUGAAAGUAUCCAAGGGAUUAAAAAAAGCAAAGUGCAAAAGCAAGGCAGGCAAGAAAGGCGAGGAGGGCAAAAAAGGCAAGGAAGAGGAAAAGAAAAGCAAGCAAUCAAAAGGUGCGGUGAGCAGUGGAGCAUCAAAAGGUGCAUCGAGAAGUGCAUCAAGACAUCGUAAAGGAAAGCGUAGUUCGUCGAAAAGUGCAGCGAGCAGUGGUGCAUCAAAAAGUUUGGGGAGAAAUGGAUUGCGAUGUCAAAAAGGAAAGCGGAGUUCAUCGAAACGUGCAGCAAGCAGUGGAGCAUCAAAAGCUGCAUCGAGAAGUGGAUCAAGACUUCGAAAAGGAAAGCGUAGUUUGGUGAAACGUGUGGUGAGAAGUGGAGCAUCAAAAGAUGCAUCGAGAAGUGUAUCCAGACAUAAAAAGGGAAAACGUAGUUCGUCGAAAAGUGCAGCGAGCAGUGGUGCAUCAAAAAGUGUGGGGGCAAGUGGAUUGAAAUGUCGAAAAGUUGCAUCUAAAAGUAGAUCGAGAAGUCAAAAAGGAAAACGUAGUUCGUCGAAAGGUGCGGCGAGCAGUGGUGCAUCAAAAGUUGCAUCUAAAAGUAGAUCGAGAAGUCAAAAAGGAAAACGUUCAUCGAAAGGUGCGGCGAGCAGUGAUGCAUCAAAAGGUGCAUCGAGAAGUGGAUCGAGACGUCAAAAAGAAAAGUGUCGUACAUCGAAAAGUGCGGCGAGAAGUGGAUCGCGACGUCCGAAAGGAAAGCGUAGUUUGUCCAAAGGUGUGGUGAACAGUGGAGCAUCAAAAGGUGCAUUGAGAAGUGGAUCGAAACAUCAAAAAGAAAAGCGUAAUAUGUCCAAAGGUGUGGCAAGCAGUAGAGCAUCAAAAGGGACAUCUAGAAGUGGAUCAAGACGUCAAAAAGGAAAGAACUGCUCCUCAAAAGGUGCGGCAAGCAGUGGAGCAUCAAAAGGUACAUCGAGAAGUGGAUCGAAACGCCGUAAAGGCAAGCGUAGUUUGUCAAAAGGUGCGGCAAGCAGUGGAGCAUCAAAAGGUACAUUGAGAAGUCGAUCGCAACGUCGAAAAGGAAAGCGUAGUUCGUCAAAAGGUGCGUCAAGAAGUGGAGCAUCAAAAGGUGCAUCGAGAAGUGGAUCAAGACGUCGAAAAGGAAAGCCUAGUUUGUCGAAAUGUGCAGCGAGCAGUGGAUCGAAACGUCAAAAAGGAAAGCGUAGUUCGUCAAAAGGUGCGGCGAGGAGUGGUGCAUCAAGAAGUGGAUCGCGACGUCGUAAAGGAAAGCCUAAUUCGUCGAAAGGUGCGGCUAGCAGUGGAGCAUCAAAAGGAAAGCGUCGUUCAUCCAAGGGAUCCAAACAAUCCAAGGAAUCGGGGAAAAAGGACUACCAGUGUGAGUGUGAGUGCAAGUAUGAUGGCGAGAUCAGGUGUGAGUGUAAGUGUGAACGCGAGAGAGAAAAAAAGUGAAAACUUAGUUUAAUAAAGGUGCAUAAAAAAAAAAAAAAAAAAAAAAAAUCACUCUA
Messenger RNA from Gigantopelta aegis, 3622 nucleotides. RefSeq names its product serine/arginine repetitive matrix protein 2-like. The record is from RefSeq and is a predicted model, not a curated record. Lineage: Eukaryota; Metazoa; Mollusca; Gastropoda; Neomphalida; Peltospiridae. The transcript has a single exon. Gene Ontology annotation, cellular component: nucleosome. Gene Ontology annotation, molecular function: DNA binding. Gene Ontology annotation, biological process: nucleosome assembly. Bases 42 to 3566 code for a protein of 1174 amino acids.